AUGUCAAAGGUAUUCGUCGGCAAUGUCAAGAGUGUGUUGAGUGGUGACACACUGAUCUUGACAAGCCCUAACAAUCCCUCGGCCGAACGAAACUUCUCGCUCGCAUAUGUCACCGCCCCCCAUUUGAGGCGAGAGGGAGACGAGCCAUUUGCUUUCCAGUCCCGCGAAUAUCUUCGUAACCUAGUUGUCGGCAAGCCGAUUCAAUGCACAAUUCAAUACACCAUCCCCAACUCUGGCCGAGAGUUUGGCACGGCCAAGUUGAAGGAUGGUGGCGAGUUGCCUGACGAACUGGUCAAGGCUGGCUGGUUAAAGGUCCGUGAGGAUGCCGGCCGCAAGGAAGAAAACGAAGAGGUCUUGGAGCGUCUCGAAAAGCUCCGUGGCUAUGAAUCGGAGGCCAAGGCCGAGGGCAAGGGUCUUUGGGCUGGCACCGGUGGUGUUAUUGAGGUCCAGAAUGACCUUGGUGGACCUGAGUUUAUGAAGGAGUGGAAAGGCAAGACUGUGGAUGGUGUAGUUGAACGGGUACUCAGCGGCGACCGACUCCUUGUGAGACUCUUGCUCUCAGAGAAGAAACAUGUGCAGCCCAUGACCCUCAUUGCUGGCAUCCGUACGCCUGCUACGGAGAGAACAGUCCCAUCCACUGGUACUACCCAGCCGGCUGAAGAAUUCGGAAACGAGGCUAGGCAAUUCGUUGAAUCUCGCCUGUUGCAGAGACAGGUCAAGGUUGAGAUUGUCGGUGCCAGCCCUCAAGGGCAGCUGGUUGCCAGCAUUAUCCAUCCUCGCGGCAACAUUGCCGAGUUCUUGCUGCAGGAUGGUUUGGCUCGAUGCAACGACUUUCACUCCACCAUGCUGGGCGAGAAAAUGGCUGCGCUUCGGUCUGCCGAAAAGCAGGCCCAGUCGAAGAAGCUACGACUCCACAAGCACCACGUCGCAAAGGCGGUCGGCGACAACCAGGAGAUGACGGUUAGCAAAAUCGUUGGUGCUGAUACAAUUUUUGUGAAGAACAAGGCCGGAGCGGAGAAGAGAAUUAGCUUCAGCAGCAUUCGCGGUCCCCGAACCAACGAGGCUAGUGAGAGCCCAUUCAGAGAAGAAGCCAAGGAAUUUUUGCGACAGAAAUUGAUUGGAAAGCAUGUAAAGAUCAGCAUUGACGGAAAGAAGCCCGCGUCUGAGGGCUUCGAGGCCAAGGAGGUGGCUACAGUCACUGAGAAGGGGAAAAAUAUUGCCCUGAUGUUGGUCGAGGCAGGAUGGGCAUCAGUCAUUCGCCACAGAAAGGACGAUACCGACAGAGCCUCUAAUUACGACGAGCUUCUCGCAGCUCAGGAGAAGGCCAAGGAAGAGCUGAAGGGUAUGUGGUCUGGCAAGCCUCAGAAGGCAAAACAGUACACAGAUCUAUCAGAGAACGCUCAAAAGGCCAAGAUUAUGCUCGCCACGCUGCAAAGACAGAAGAAGGUUCCUGCGAUUGUUGAUUUCUGCAAGGCUGGCUCCCGAUUCACGGUCCUUAUUCCCCGGGAGAAUGUGAAGCUUACGAUGGUUCUUGGUGGCAUCCGGGCUCCGCGGGCUCCUCGCGCUGAUGGGGAAGGCGGCGAGCCGUUUGGCAAGGAGGCUCUGGAUCUGGCAAACCGACGAUGCAAUCAACGAGACUGCGAGGUCGACAUUCACGACAUGGACAAGGUUGGUGGGUUCAUUGGCGCUCUGUACAUCAACCGCGAGAACUUCGCCAAGAUAUUGGUAGAGGAAGGCUUAGCUUCUGUUCAUGCAUACUCUGCUGAGAAGUCUGGAAACUCGACGGAGCUGUUUGCCGCCGAGAAGAAGGCCAAGGAGGCUCGAAAGGGACUGUGGCACGACUAUGACCCUUCGCAAGAGGAGGCUGAUGAGGAAGAGGAGACUACCGAGGAGACUCCUGCUGAGUCAGAGGUGUCACUAGACAAGAAGCCUACGGACUACCGCGAUGUUAUGAUAACCAAUAUUGAUGGAAACGGCAAGAUCAAGAUCCAGGAAAUCGGCAAAGGUACUGCUGCUCUGGAGACGAUGAUGAACGAGUUCAGAAAGUUCCACCUCGACUCCAAGAACAAUAAGCCCUUGGGCGAUGCCCCCAAGACUGGAGACUUUGUUUCUGCCAAAUUCUCCGCCGACGGACAGUGGUACCGAGCUCGAGUCCGGUCCAACGACCGCACUGCCAAGGUGGCUGAAGUCCAAUAUGUCGACUACGGAAACACUGAGAAGAUUCCUUGGUCCGACCUUCGAGGCCUUGAUCACGGCCAGUUUGGUAUUCAGAAACUCAAGGCUCAGGCUAUUGAUGCCUCUUUAUCCUUUGUCCAGCUCCCCACUGGUGCUGAUUACUUUAAUGAGGCUAUCGGCGUCAUUGCUGAGAUGACGGAGGGCAAGCGACUGGUGGGCAGCUUCGACAUUGUGGACAGCAAGGAGAAUGUGAGCUACAUUACGCUGUACGAUCCCAAGUCGAACAAUGAAUUGCCUGGCUUGAAUGAUUCGAUCAAUAAGGAGGUUGUUGCCAGCGGUUACGGCAUGGUUCCCAAGAAACUGAAGGCUUGGGAGCGGAGCAAGGCAUUUGAAUCGUACUUGAAGCACCUCAAAGAGGUUGAGAGCCAGGCCAAACAAGAUCGUCUGGGCAUGUGGGAGUAUGGUGAUAUUACCGAGGAUUAG
Molecule: messenger RNA, 2658 nt
Organism: Metarhizium brunneum ARSEF 3297
Lineage: Eukaryota; Fungi; Ascomycota; Sordariomycetes; Hypocreales; Clavicipitaceae
Gene: snd1
Product: Nuclease domain-containing protein 1
Biological process (GO): mRNA catabolic process; regulatory ncRNA-mediated gene silencing
Cellular component (GO): cytosol; nucleus; RISC complex
Molecular function (GO): nuclease activity; RNA binding
Source: RefSeq, a predicted model, not a curated record